Molecule: messenger RNA, 2268 nt
Organism: Jaculus jaculus (lesser Egyptian jerboa)
Lineage: Eukaryota; Metazoa; Chordata; Mammalia; Rodentia; Dipodidae
Gene: Fyn
Product: FYN proto-oncogene, Src family tyrosine kinase
Exons: 14
Coding region: 228-1841 (537 amino acids)
Biological process (GO): cell surface receptor protein tyrosine kinase signaling pathway; innate immune response; cell differentiation
Cellular component (GO): extrinsic component of cytoplasmic side of plasma membrane
Molecular function (GO): signaling receptor binding; ATP binding; non-membrane spanning protein tyrosine kinase activity
Source: RefSeq, a predicted model, not a curated record
CCUCGGCGCUGCGCGAGGCCCACCGGCUCCCGGGCCCGCCGCGGAGCCACCGGAGGAGGGCGGGGAGGACCAUGUGAAUGGGCUCCGGAGCUUGAGCGCCGCACAGCCUUUUGAAGAAGCAGAAUGCUGAUCUAGACGUGGAAAAAGACCAGGCCUGCUGCUGUUGUCGAUGACAUGUGGAGUGUAUAAAGUUUGUGAUAGUCGGUGGAGAUUUUGGAACUUAGAUAAUGGGCUGUGUGCAAUGUAAGGAUAAAGAAGCUACAAAACUGACAGAGGAGAGGGACGGCAGCCUGAACCAGAGCUCCGGGUACCGCUAUGGCACAGACCCUACUCCUCAGCACUACCCCAGCUUCGGCGUGACCUCCAUCCCAAACUACAACAACUUCCAUGCAGCUGGGGGCCAAGGACUCACCGUCUUUGGGGGUGUGAACUCUUCGUCUCACACUGGGACCUUGCGUACAAGAGGAGGAACAGGAGUGACAUUGUUUGUGGCUCUUUAUGACUAUGAAGCCCGGACAGAAGAUGACCUGAGUUUUCACAAAGGAGAAAAGUUUCAAAUAUUGAACAGCUCGGAAGGUGACUGGUGGGAAGCCCGCUCCUUGACAACUGGAGAAACUGGUUACAUUCCCAGCAACUAUGUGGCUCCAGUUGACUCCAUCCAGGCAGAAGAGUGGUACUUUGGAAAAUUAGGCCGCAAAGAUGCUGAGCGACAACUCCUGUCCUUUGGAAACCCAAGAGGUACCUUUCUUAUCCGCGAGAGCGAAACCACCAAAGGUGCCUAUUCACUUUCCAUCCGUGACUGGGAUGAUAUGAAAGGAGAUCAUGUCAAACAUUAUAAAAUUCGCAAACUUGACAAUGGUGGGUACUAUAUCACCACCCGGGCCCAGUUUGAAACGCUUCAGCAGCUUGUCCAACAUUACUCAGAGAGAGCUGCAGGUCUCUGCUGCCGUCUAGUAGUGCCCUGUCAUAAAGGGAUGCCAAGGCUUACCGAUCUGUCUGUCAAAACCAAAGAUGUCUGGGAAAUCCCGCGAGAGUCCCUGCAGUUGAUCAAGAGACUGGGAAAUGGGCAGUUUGGGGAAGUAUGGAUGGGUACCUGGAAUGGGAACACAAAAGUAGCCAUAAAGACUCUUAAGCCGGGCACAAUGUCGCCCGAGUCAUUCCUGGAGGAAGCGCAGAUCAUGAAGAAGCUGAAGCAUGACAAGCUGGUGCAGCUGUAUGCGGUGGUGUCCGAGGAGCCCAUCUAUAUUGUCACGGAGUACAUGAGUAAAGGAAGUUUGCUUGACUUCUUAAAAGAUGGUGAAGGAAGAGCUCUGAAGUUGCCCAAUCUUGUGGACAUGGCAGCACAGGUGGCUGCAGGAAUGGCUUACAUUGAGCGCAUGAAUUAUAUCCACAGAGAUCUGCGGUCGGCAAACAUUCUAGUAGGGAAUGGACUAAUUUGCAAGAUUGCUGACUUUGGAUUGGCUCGGUUGAUUGAAGACAAUGAGUACACCGCAAGACAAGGUGCAAAGUUCCCUAUUAAGUGGACGGCCCCCGAAGCAGCCCUGUAUGGAAGGUUCACAAUCAAGUCUGAUGUGUGGUCUUUUGGAAUCUUACUCACAGAGCUGGUCACCAAAGGAAGAGUGCCAUACCCAGGCAUGAACAACCGGGAGGUGCUGGAGCAGGUGGAGCGUGGCUACAGGAUGCCCUGCCCGCAGGACUGCCCCAUCUCCCUGCACGAGCUCAUGAUCCACUGCUGGAAGAAGGACCCCGAAGAGCGCCCCACUUUUGAGUACUUACAGGGCUUCCUGGAGGACUACUUUACCGCCACAGAGCCCCAGUACCAGCCCGGUGAAAACCUGUGAGAGCCGGCUCUGCAGAGGCCUCGUCCAGGGGCCCCCUCACCCCUCCCCAUUAGCUUCCAAUCCAUAGCCAGCUGCCCCCCAAGCAGCGAGGACCGUCUGGGACCAGAUUGCAUGUGACUGAAGCUGACGAACUUCCAUGGCCCUCAUUAAUGACACUUGUCCCCCAUACGAGACAGAACCGUGUUAUUUCUCAGACUUUGGAAAUGCAUUGUAUCGAUGUUAUGUAAAAGGCCAAACCUCUGUUCCAUGUAAAUAGUUACUCCCGUGCCAACAAUCCUAGUGCUUUCCUUUUUUAAGAAAAUGCAAAUCCUGUGAUUUUAACUCUUGUCUUCACCUGAUUCAACUAAAAAAAAAAAAGUAUUAUUUUCCAAAAGUGGCCUCUUUGUCUAAAACAAUAAAAUUUUUUUUCAUGUUUUAACAAAACCAA